AUGGCACUGAGGCCACAGGAAGUAGUCCUCCCCAGCACCGAGGAACAUUUGGGACGAGGCGCUGGGGUGGACUACUCCCCGAGGUCGAGGUGUCACGGAAUCCCCCCCUCCCCUCCUCUACUACCGCUGUAUAGCUUGUCAUAGAAUUUGUAGGCCUGCAGUUUAUUUAUGAGCACCUAAUUUGUGGAUUUCAUGUCAUCGUUAUUCUGUUGGUAUGGAAGCGGAGAUGUCAAUAAAACAAUCUGAAAAAUUAAGUUCAAUGUUAGAAACGUUUCAUUUUGUGACUUUUUCACACAUGCACCACUUCCAGAAAUACAUAGUGUGUCAAACUCGAACGGGUGAGACCUUGAAAAAUCGGCUUCUUAAAGACAUAAAGUAUUUUGCAAAACCCUGGGGGAAUUCUCAUUGAAAUUUGGAAAAAUAAGGCGUAACAUUGGUCUGAAACGUUAACAGGAUACAAAAUUUGACAAGCGCUUUAAAGAUUGGAAACAUUGUGAGCAAGUUGAUGUGUCUUAGCGUUUGUUUCUUGUAUGCGUUUUGGUUAACAGAAGGUAAUGUGUGUGUAUAAAAUAUAACAAGUAUUGCAUAAUUUGGUUUCGCAUGACAGUGAGAACUACAAACCCCAUAUUUUAUAGUUCGUGCUAUCAUGCUAAACCUCAUCCAACAAUUUGAUAACUUAACAUCUUAACCUCACCCAGUUAUUUUAUAUCUUACUGGAGGUAAUGGCAGAUCUUAGGCUAUGUUCAUACUAUACCGGUAUGGUAUGAACACCUAUCCGAUAUGUGACCCUUCAAUUUUGAGAUCGGGGCGAUGCUGCGUCUCUCCGUUACAGUGGUACCGAAAAUUGCCGCUUUUACGUGUAAAGAGAAGCCCUAUGUGGUAUGGUUUUCAUGCCUUGGCAAAAACUAUCCCGUAUAGUGAGUAGUAAAAGCGUUGCAAUUAGAAAAUCGAAUAAUAGUGCAUUUAUACGCGCGCACGCACAUUGCAUGGGAAUAUUAAAGACGCAACAAUAAAAAAUACGCACCAAAGUUUGUUUCUCUCCGAUCUCCAAAUUGAGCUUUGACGAAAUUAGACUUACUGGAACCCAUACGGCUUUGUUAGCGAAAGCAAGGAGAGUUGAUAUCAGCGAAUUUCGGGUUAAAAAUCAUGCCAUUUUUUAGACUUCGACCACGAAAACCGCUGUUCUACAAUUCAUGCAAUUUUGUGCUUGCUAUUUCCUUACCAUCGCUUUUACUUAAUAAGGGUAAAGGAGAAAAAAGAAAAAGAGGAAAGAAAAUAAAUAAAGAGAGAAAGAAAGAAAGAGAUGAAUAAAUAAAUAAGAUCCACCACGAGCUGACAAGGGCGAAGGCGAAAAGAUGAAGAAAAUUUCACUACGUGAUUACCGCGCACGUAAGGGAGGCCAAUACUGAAAGCAAGGCAAAUGUGUGUCGAAACAGAAACUCCUGAAAUUUUCCGUUAAGUUCAAAGUGCGUUCUUCUUGCUCGAACGCACUUAUCGUUAUUAUUGUUCUAUUUUAAAGUAAUCUAGGUCACUACAAUUUGGCUUAAACACAGCAGGCGUUAGAAUAUUUAGGUUUCCCUAUGCAUCGAUCAGCAGUGAUCAUGACGCCAAUCAAAUUGGCUGACCAGAAAUAGCUCAUUGUAGGAGAGAAUGGGUAUCUUUUGUUGCCCGUGGGCUGAACAAGGAUAAGUAUAUAUUCAUUUCAAAGGUACCUGUUGCUCCCUAGGUACCGAAUAAAAGCUGGUGACUACCACUUGGACGAGAAUGAAGACUCAGAACAAGAAGUGCCCAUAGAAAAGAUUUUUGUUCAUCAUGGCUACAGGAAAGCAACAUUCGAGAGUGACAUUGCCCUCGUCAAACUUAAACAACCCGUUGAACUUGGCGAUUUUGUUCGAACUGUUUGUUUACCAAAAAGCGAGGAAGGAGACUUGGCGACUCCAACGAAAUAUGGUUUUGCAUCUGGAUGGGGUUCGACAAAACCUUCCGAAGGGGAGAGAAAUUCCGACCACUCGAAAGUUCUUAAAUAUUCCCCGUUCGAAAUACAACAGGACAGAUUGUGUUUAAACGCAACAAAGAAAAUCGUUAAAUUGAAAGUGACUUUUUGUGCAGGGAACGGAAAAGGAGGAAAUGACACUUGUUUUGGCGACAGUGGAGGAGCCUUUGUUCGUGAAGUAAAGAGAGGAAAUGGCCAUCGGUGGGUUGCUACUGGCUUAAUCAGCUGGGGGGAGGGGUGUGCUCAAAAAAAUCACUAUGGAUACUACACUAGGGUUUACCCAUUCAUCGACUGGAUUAAUAAUACUGUGCACGAAAACUGAAAUCAGAAAACACAACAGGACGUAUUCGUAGGCAACUAUUUUAGUUUGAUUAGUGAAUUUUUCACCAAGUACUCAAAUUAAUUAAUGCUUAGCUUCUCAGUGCUAAUUUAAUACAAAGAUUAGUAAGGUAAUAACCAUCAACUGUGAUUUUGCAGGGUAUUUUUUUUGAGCUUAUGACAUUCUAGGGCCUUUAAUUAAAAACUGAAAUUCGAUAACGUCUUUUCCUUGCCAUUUCUUGCGACUAUUUCUUGCUUUAAAAAUAAACUGAUUGCAGCCCGAAAUACCUUGCACGAUGGUAAUAUACCCCUAUCUCUGUUAAGGAAAAAUGUUGCCCUUUAAUCACAUCAUUACCAACUCUCGUUUCUUCAAAUUCGUUUACCGUAUCUAAUAUGUAUUAGGCAUUCAGUUCUUUUUUUCCCAAGACCAAUGGUGUAUGCAGAAGUGUGGACGAGAGGAUUCGCCAUCCUCCCCCCCCCCCCCCCCCCCCCCCCCCCCCCCCCAUUUCUUCCUCCUCCCCCCCAUUUUCUGCUAACAUAUAGCUUCCACACCUCUAUGGCGCCCCCCCUCCCCAACACGAGUGUGUUCGCAAGUGUGGGGGAGGGGGUUUUCCCCCCCCCCCCCCCCCCCCCCUACCUUUGACGCGUCUGUAAUCAUUGCCUUCACGGAGAAUUUGCUGUCAAAGCAUUUCCUCACCAGUUGUAGCGCUGCACAUCGCACGAAAGCGCUCUCUCGAAGCUGUAUUUUUUGGUAGUCGAAAAUGAAUGUUGAAUGCACUUUUUUGAACACUUUACAGAGCAUUUGGCACAUACAAAAAUAAUAAAUCUGGUAGUUAAAAUCAGGCUAUUUUAUUGAAUUCCGUCAGGGCUAUAGGGAUUCGCAGAAUAGCCCCAAAUUUGUUUCCUCCCUUUCCGGUUUUUACACUGUAAGACCGAUCUUGGCGUCUUCAGUCCUUUAGGUUUGUGGGAUAUAUGCUGUGCGUAAAGAACGGAAAUGUAAGACAAUGACUACGUGAUCGAAAUAACCAUCGUCAAUGGGGUUUUAAGAGAGUUUUGGAUGUCCCCACGACAAACAGAACUCCUCUGGACCCAGUGACAUUUCAUACAAAUUGUUUUUGUUAGCUUGAGGAUGGUACUUGUAGUACUUUGUCAGUUUGAAAUCCUGUCUUGAGGUUGUUCAAAUCUUUUGUAAAUUAAAGAUGGUGAGAAGCAUUUUUUUGACCAGUGAAACAAGUGGUGAAUCUCUAAGAAUGACACAUGCACAGGCGACUGCACGGCAAAAAAUUAACAGGUCGAACUUAUAUCUUUCUGGUUGCAAGUCCAGAUGCCUUACCGCUGAGCUAGAAAACCGUGAAGUUAGUUAUAAGCACAUUAAACUAUUGAGGUUCGUGUGGCAAAGCUAUCCUGUAUCCAUACUGCUACGAUGGGGAAAUAGAUACAAUGAUACAAAUUGUGACUGUAAAUGUUGAGCGAGAUUAACAUGAUGAUGUUUUCUCAGUCAGGGAUACAGGUGACUCUGAAAAGGAAAAAAAAAAAAAAACGAUUCCAAACAGACAUUACUAUUUCCAAUGAUCGACCACUCGAUCAGUGACCACUAAGCUGCCGUAGAAAGGUGCUUGAUUCAUGGUUACCUCUUCUGCCGUUGCUCUCUCUAUGACUAAAACUCGCCAGAAUCGCGCCGAAAAGACAGAAAUACUAAUAACAUACCAUGAAUAAGACAAGGAGGCAAGGUAAGGAGUAUUGAUGUAUUUUUAUUUCCAUUUUAGUGCCCUGUAAAUAACGAUCGCUAAAAUCCCCGUAGAAACCCUUAUAACUUUUCUGUUACACAGUAACACAGCAAUCAAUCAAUCAAUCAAUCAAUCAAUCAAUCAUUUAUUUUAACACGUUGCGUCAAACGUGUAUAAAGAAAAUAUAUAAUAACUACAGCUAUAUAAUAUUAUUCAACUUCAAAAACAACUCAAUAAAUAUAUACAUAUAAAAAACUUGUUAAUAAAAACAUAAAAUAUAUAGAGGAUAUUACACGGUGGCGCGAAGAUAUGAAUUUUAUUUUCGAGUGGCAAGACAAUAUUUUACGAACGAGCGCAGCGAGUGAGUAAAAUAUUGUUUUUGCCACGAGAAAAUAAAAUUCAUAUCUUCAAGCCGCCGUGUAAUAUUCUUUUUAUUAUAUAGACAAAAAGACAUUGAUAAAAUAAUAGAUUAGUAAUUGUGAUGAGUCAAAUUUACAGUACAGCAAUACAAGACGUUGUUUACAAUAAUCUUGAGAAAUAACGCUGAAUGGAAUAGGGUUCUACAAUGAAAAAAAUAUAAACAAAACUUUGAAAAAUGUGUAACUAAAAUUCAAAAGACCCAAGACGCCUACAAAUUUCAGAGGGAAAUUACUGAAAUUACGUCAUCGAUAAACUCACGUGUGAGAUUAUGGAAAAUAAAUCACUCGGGUCCCGGAUGUAGUUUUUAUGAAUUUUACGAGUGGUAUAUUUCCAGUAAAACACUCGCGUCUAUAUAAGUUUUGUCAUUGCAUCAUGAGGAAGAAAACGCCUUAUUCUUUUCAGUGCAGAGGCCUUCGCGUAGGCUUUCUUUAGUUGAUCUGAUAAGUGUUCUUUAUAGGAUAGGUCCUUGUCUAGAGUAACUCCGAGAAACUUAAUAGAUCGGAGAAAUUCUAUUCUAGCAUUAUUAGGAAAUAAAGAAUAAUGAUAGGCACAGGGUCCAACAGAUAAUGCUUGAGUCUUAGUACUGUUCACUGUUAAAUGGUUAAACUCAAACCACGACGAAAGAGUCUGAAGAACUUUGUUGAAGGAAAAUUCUAGAAUGGUGGGAGAUACAUCAGACAGGUAGGCAGUCGUGUCAUCAGCGUACAGCCGCAAUGAGACAUUAGGAACACAGAAAUUCAAGUCAUUAAUGAAUAUGUUUAACAGCAACGGCCCCAAUAGUGAACCUUGCGGAACGCCAGAUUUAACUGUUUUGAAGUUAGAGCAUACGCCUUCUAAUCUCACACAUUGUUGACAACCUAGCAGGUAGGUGGACAUCAGUUCCAAGGUAUGUGGAGAAAAGCUAUAGGCCUUCAAACGCUUUGCUCAAGUCCACAGCGACCGCCGCUACAGCUUCCUUGUUAUCAACACUGUUCCUCCAAUCUUCCGUCAUUAUUAGCAAUGCAGUGCAGCAAGAGUUAGUUUCAUAAAUCCAGAUAAGUUUGAGGACAAAACGCUAUGAAAUGCAUUCCAAGUUUGGUCGUAAAUAACUUUCUCAAAUACCUUCGAUAGCAAAGUUAAUAUUGAGACAGGGCGGUAGUUUGCUUUGUCUGUGUCAAUCCCCCGUUAAAUAAUAACAUAACAUAACACUUUAUUAGCAUUCCCAUACAGCUAUGUCGGAAGAAAAGCAAAAAGUCUUCAAGAUAAGACCGCAAGGUAAUGUGGGUUGUUUCAAAUCCGCCUUUUGCUGGCAAACAAUCACGCCACCAAACUCGUCGCUGAUUCAUUUGAACCAUACUUAUCAUUUUAGUUUUAAAAAAAGCACAACAGCAAGGUAAAACUACGUUUCGUCGGAAGUGCACUCUUGCUUAUUCCCAUCUUUGAAAGCAAUUUUGUUCAGCUAAUAAGCAAGGAAAAAUGACAUUAAAUUUUACAUUUUAUCAAUUUGCUUAUCGUAGUAACGAAGUGGGGGAAAAAAAAUAUUAUAAACAAACUUUUUUCCGAAUAAUGGUUCCUUCUCAAUAAUUAAUUAAAGCUCGCCAACGUCUACUUAAGGUAAUAUUUUGCACUACACCAGCAUGUGAGCCACAUCGCCUUUAUUCCACCUCGUUCAAUGUUUUAAAUGGUGGCGAUUUCUCUGGAAAUGAAUUCUAAAGGACUAGUUUUGAGUUAAAAAAAAAAAAAGAAAAGAAAGGAAAAUUGUGGUCUGCUGUUCACUUCUAUAAAACAUGAGACAUUUGAAGCCGUAGUCGGGCAACAACGGCCACGGACAAAAAAGGGUGAUGCACGUGUAAAUUAAGUUGUUGUUUUGUUAAUUUAAACCUAGAUGUUGCUCACGGUCUCUUUUGUCGCCAUUGUAUUUGCUUAAGCUCCCUACUGUUUGAAGGCCUUCCAACCACCUCUGUUUUAAGAGUUGUCCAGCGUUUAGUACUCUCACUUACAGAACGACGUUCCAUACUAUUCUCAGGGACAUACUUGAGUGGCCGCAAAACUCCUAUGGGUCCUGAAGCAGGUCAUUAUUACUUUUCGGUCUUGGCUUAGAGGCUUUUUGCUUUUCUUCCGACAGCGUUUUUUGAAAUAGCUGUAUACAGAAAUGGUAUUGCUUUUAAACUAUUACAAUUAUAAAUUUAAUUAUAUUUAAAAUAACCAAGUAAACGGAUAGUAUUUAAUUAAAAGUUAUAAUUAGAAUUCACUACUUCUCAUGCUUCUGUUUUAAUGGAAUAAAAUUCUCUAAGUUGAAAUGCUUCAUAGACAUUGUAGCCACUCGUGAGCUUGGGUUACCUGUGCUGAAUCAAAGCAAAGUGUGUUUCCAGGCUUUCUACAAGAAAUAUGCGGGUAGAAUUGACCAGAAACGAAAAAAAAGACUUCUUCAAUGCAAGUAAUUCAACUUUAUUAAACAAAAAUUUAACCUUUAUUUAGUCGAAACUCAUGUCUCCUUUUGCCCAUGGUCUGAAGGAGGCUAUUUGGUAACAGCUGUUUGGUGGACUUGAGUGAUAACUUCGCUAAGCUCUGCUCAGAUGAUUUCUACAUCGAACCAACUCCUGUCACAAUCAGCAGUGAGGUGGAGAUCCUGGUUAUUUCUGAACGGCAGGUCUGGAAUUCACUUAGGGCACUCAAAGGAACUGCGGCUGGACCCGACCCGAUUCCUUGCUGGGUUUGGAAGGAGCAUGCAUGGUUUGGAAUCUCUCAAUCUCCACUUAGUGUUUGCUAUCACCGUGGAAGCGAGCGAUUAUCACCCCUCUUCCCAAAGUGGACGUUACUCAGUAUUAAUAUGAAUCCUGUCAUAGCGAGGGCUUUCGAGAAAAUUGUCUACCACUGCCAUGCCCGUGAGACUAUUGCUGAAAGUCACCUCAGCACCUCG
Messenger RNA from Porites evermanni, 7357 nucleotides. Lineage: Eukaryota; Metazoa; Cnidaria; Anthozoa; Scleractinia; Poritidae. The record is from the annotation of a GenBank genome assembly.